GCAGCCCUGGGAACGUGAGGGUUUCGUUUCCCCGCGGCCCGGGGCGGGCGGGGAGCGAGGGGCGGCGCUCGCGCUGCUUAAAGCCGAAGAGCGGCGGGCGCCUGGCGCCGGUCACUGCACGCGGACGGAGGUGUCGGAGAACAGCUCCGAAUUUCUGCCGACGGGUCAACGUUACAUUGUCAAGUAAAAGGAAGGUAUAUUGGAGCUGACCUGAUAAAGGAAGAAGAUGGUUCAUUCUGACUUGAAAAUCAAAGAACCCGAUUCACCUUCUGCAUCCAGUCAUCUGUUACUAAAUGGAAAUGAUGAUCUGGUGGAGAAAAAUGAGGAAACGGGGUCUGAGAACAACCUGUACAACCAGUAUGAGGAGAAGGUGCGGCCCUGCAUUGACCUCAUCGACUCCCUGCGGGCCCUGGGCGUGGAGCAGGGCCUGGCCCUGCCCACCAUCGCUGUCACUGGGGACCAGAGCUCGGGCAAGAGCUCUGUGCUGGAGGCUCUGUCGGGGUUCGCCCUUCCCAGAGGCAGCGGUAUUGUUACAAGAUGUCCUCUGGUGCUGAAACUGAAAAAACUUGUGAAUGAAGACGAGUGGAAAGGCAAAGUCAGUUUCUGGGACAAAGAGACUGAGAUUUCAGAUGCUUCGCAGGUGGAAAAGGAAAUCAGUGAAGCCCAGGUUGCCAUUGCUGGGGAAGGCACGGGAAUCAGUCAUGAGCUGAUUAGUCUGGAAGUCACCUCCCCUCAUGUCCUGGAUCUGACCCUGAUAGACCUUCCCAGCAUCACCAGGAUCGCUGUGGGCAAUCAGCCAGCCGACAUUGAAUAUCAGAUCAAGUCUCUCAUCAGGAAGUACAUCCUUAAGCAGGAGACCAUCAACUUGGUGCUAGUCCCCGCUAAUGUGGACAUCGCUACCGUGGAGGCACUGCGCAUGGCUCAGGAGGUGGACCUCCAAGGACAGGACCAUAGUCUCCGGGUCGCAGGAAUCUUGACGAAGCCCGAUCUGGUGGACAAAAGCACCGAAGACAAGGUAGUGGACGUGGUGAGAAACCUCGUCUUCCACCUGAAGAAGGGCUACAUGAUCGUCAAGUGCCGGGGGCAGCAGGACAUCCAGCACCAGCUGAGCCUGACCAAGGGCCUGCAGAAGGAGCAGGACUUCUUUGGGAACCACGCCCAUUUCAGGGAUCUUCUGGAGGAAGGAAGGGCCACGGUCCUGUGCCUGGCCGAAAGACUGACCACUGAACUCAUCAUGCACAUCUGUAAAUCUCUGCCCCUGUUAGAAAAUCAGAUAAAGGAGAGUCACCAGAGAAUAACAGAGGAACUACAGAAGUAUGGCUCAGAUAUCCCGGAAGACGCAAGUGGGAAGAUGUUCUCUCUGAUAGAUAAAAUUGAUGCAUUUAAUAAAGAGAUAACUAAUAUAAUAGAAGGGGAAGAAUUCGUGAGAGAGUAUGACUCCCGGCUGUUUAACAAAAUGCGAACCGAGUUCUACAGAUGGAGUAUUGUGGUUGCAAACAGUUUCCGGAAAGGAGGUCAGCACCCGCAUCUCCAGCCACACCCCCUUGAUCAUCCAGUUCUUCAUGCUCAAGACGUUCGUCCAGCUGCGGAACGGCAUGCUGCAGCUGCUGCAGAACAAGGACGAGUACGACAGGCUGCUGAAGGAGCGCAGCGACACCAGCGACAGGAGGAAGCUCCUGAGGGAGCCGCCGCAGCGGCUGACCCGGGCUCGGCUCGCCAAGUUCCCCGGCUGAACCCGCCCUCCGCCCCGCCCCGGGGUCUCCAGGGAGCCAGCGACCGACAUCUUUCCCUGCCAGCCUCGCGUCAUUAGCUGAUCAUUUCACAGUUGCGCCAGUGGUUAGUAGUCAGACUGUAGCCGUCAUCCCUGCUGUUAGUGGAUGACGACCUAGUAAGAAGCUGUGAUGGGCAUGCUGGCUUCGGGCAUAAAGUGAUUUACACAGAUGGUCCACGCCUGCCCUGUGCUCUCUGCAUCACUUCAUCAGUUACCGAUGCCCACACAGCAUCCUAAGAGGGUCAUUCCGGUUUCUGUAGUGGCCUUUCACACCCGACGUUUUAGGGGCAUUAGUGCCACGUGUGUGAAUGCACACAGAAGCCUAUUUCUUUGAUUUGUAAUAAACUCGUUUCGACCA
This is a messenger RNA of Orcinus orca (killer whale), 2129 nucleotides long. It is a transcript of the gene MX1, whose product is annotated as MX dynamin like GTPase 1. Gene Ontology annotation, molecular function: microtubule binding; GTP binding; GTPase activity. Gene Ontology annotation, biological process: defense response to virus. The record is from RefSeq and is a predicted model, not a curated record. Lineage: Eukaryota; Metazoa; Chordata; Mammalia; Artiodactyla; Delphinidae. Gene Ontology annotation, cellular component: membrane; cytoplasm; nucleus.